Molecule: messenger RNA, 376 nt
Organism: Ectocarpus sp. CCAP 1310/34
Lineage: Eukaryota; Phaeophyceae; Ectocarpales; Ectocarpaceae
Source: the annotation of a GenBank genome assembly
UGUUAACACGGCCAACCUCGGAAAAGGAACUUUGACCCACGCUGACAAGCAACCCUCUGGCACCGUGCGAGUGGAGGACCACGGCCGCCUGGAAUGGUGCGGCGAGGGGCAAGGAGGAGGGAACGGCACGGUAGACUUGCCGGGCAUGAACAGCACCCUCGUCUUCAGUGGCGGCGGCUUCGUCUUCGGCGGGAGUUCGAGCGUGACCGGCGAAGGCGUUCUGGAGUUCUCGGCGGGCACAGGGCAUGAGUUGCCGAAGGGGGGGCAGGAAGUGUCCCCACUGGUGAAAGUGUCUGGUCACGGCGUGGUAACUUUCGCCGGGACUUAUCUGCUGCUAGGGAGGGGUGUCACUGUUGCGGUGAGCCUCGGCGCUUGA